CAGUAGCGGUCUGCUGGUGUUCUGUUGUGAAGAGAGAGGCGCACCUCCUUUUGACCGGCUGAUUGGUCGAGGGCUGAAUCUGGGCAGGACAGGAAACGGGACGCGAGCAACGCACAGCAAUCUCCGUUCUCCGGGAGAGAAUGGGAGAGGAAACCGAAAUGUGUCAAUAGGAGACUGGAAGGAUUGAAUCGGGCGAAUUAAUAAUUUGCCCUUUUGGUAAAGCGCUAGUAGUAGGCUACUGCGCUAUUCACCACCAGGACUGUGGGAUAUUUAUCUUUAGUAGGCUACUCUUACAAAUAAUUGUUGGCUGAUUUCAUAAAAGAAUUGCAGAGCUCUUCGCUUCUGGGCAUAUUGGGCAGUUUGAACAGACUGAUAGAGUACAACACUGUACCAAAGCCGACAUGGAGCAGGUAUCAGAUGAUGAGCUAGAUCAUGCUGCUGAAGAAGACAGUGAUAAGGAGGAUCAGGAUCUGGACAAGAUGUUUGGGGCCUGGUUGGGAGAACUGGACAAACUCACACAGAGUUUGGAUCAUGGGCGUCCUGAGAAAGUGCAAAAAGCUCCUCUCAGACAGGAAACAAACCUUGCCAAUUUCUCCUACCGUUUCUCUAUGUACAACAUCAAUGAAGCUAUUAACCAGGGUGAGACGGUGGACCUGGACGCUCUCAUGGCUGACCUGUGUUCAAUAGAACAAGAGCUCAGCAAACCCAUGAGCAAGACCUCAGAGGCCAAAUCUAGACAGAGACCGACAGGCCGCUCGGCCAGCACCAAACACACUGGAGGGGGCAGCAGCGGAGGAAGCACCAGCAGCAGCACCCGAGCUUCUCCCGCUUCCACCGUACGCGGUGGCUGUGGGCAGUCACGGCCCCUGGCCUCCAACUUUUCCCUGGAUGACAUCACUGCUCAGCUAGAAAAGGCAUCCCUGAGCAUGGACGAGGCAGCAAAACAGACUUCUGAAUCUUCCUCAUCGUCCUCCUCCUCAUAUUCAUCUGCCACUCUCUCACACCCGCCUUCUAACUCACAUCAUCGCCGUACAGGAUCGGUUGGCACAGUCAGCGACCAGGAAGUGCGCUCGAUCGGUCAUUCCUCCAGGUCAAGCGUCAACUCUGCCUCGGCAUCCAGCAUGGACUCUCUGGAUAUCCGAGGGCAGGAGAAUGAGGCACAGUCACAGAAUCAGAGCCAAAGCCAGACUAGCACAGAGCAUGUCUUACUGCGAAGGGCCAAUGGUAAAGCUACCAGACGCCAUCUAGACUUUGCCUCACAGGAGGGGGAGGUGGAUCAAAGGACUCACUCGUAUUUGGACAGGGAGACCUCUCUGAUUCUGAAAAACAUUGCAGGAAAACCCUCUCACCUGCUGACCAAGGACGAGCAGGCUGCCAAAGCGAAGGCUGAGAAAAUCCGUGUGGCACUAGAGAAAAUUAAAGAAGCCCAGGUGAAAAAGCUGGUGAUACGUGUACACAUGUCAGAUGAGAGUUCAAAGACCAUGAUGGUGGACGAGAGGCAGAUAGUCAGGCAGGUGCUGGAUAGUCUGCUGGAUAAAUCUCACUGCGGUUACAGUCCAGACUGGGCCCUGGUUGAGACCAUCCCUGAGCUGCAGAUGGAGAGAAUUUUUGAAGACCAUGAGAACCUUGUGGAGAACUUGCUCAACUGGACCAGAGACAGUCAGAACAAACUCAUGUUUAUUGAGCGGAUUGAAAAGUAUGCACUUUUCAAAAACCCACAGAACUAUUUACUUGGGAGGAAGGAGACCUCUGAGAUGGCAGACAGAAACAAGGAGGCACUGCUGGAGGAAUGUUUUUGUGGAAGCUCAGUGUCUGUUCCUGAAAUUGAGGGAGUGCUAUGGUUGAAGGAGGAUGGUAAAAAGUCUUGGAAGAAGCGUUACUUUCUGCUGAGGGCAUCUGGGAUCUAUUUUGUGCCUAAGGGCAAAGCCAAGGCUUCCAGGGAUUUGGUGUGCUUCCUGCAGUUGGACCAUGUUAAUGUUUAUUAUGGUCAGGACUACCGAAGCAAGUACAAGGCCCCCACUGACUACUGCCUGGCCCUUAAGCACCCUCAGAUCCAGAAGAAGUCACAAUACAUAAAAUACCUGUGCUGUGAUGAUGUCAGAACUCUACACCAAUGGGUCAAUGGGAUUCGUAUUGCCAAGUAUGGGAAGCAAUUGUAUGUGAACUACCAGGAAGCCAUGAAGCGCACUGAAGCUGCCUAUGACUGGUCUUCUCUCUCCAGCACCAGCACCAAGUCAGGAACAAGCUCAGUCAGUAUACCUGAGUCGCAGUCAAAUCACUCUAGCCAGACAGACAGUGGUAUGUCCGAUGGCACUUCAUCCUCCCAUGCCCGCUCCCAGAGUGUGGUCAGUUCAAUCUUCUCUGAGGCCUGGAAGAGAGGGACUCAGAUAGAGGAGAGCACAAAGGCAAGACCAGAAUCAAUUCGUUCUACCCAUUCAAGCCAUAGCACCCAUUCUUCUCAUCAUGUGGCCCAACAGCAGCAUCCACACCUACAGCAACAGCCAAAUGCACAUUCAAAUCCACAGUCACAAGGAAGUGUCCACCAAGCUCCAACACAGACACCACUCCAAACAUCUCCAGCCCCGCCACCCCCUCCUCCUCCUCCUCCACCUCCCCCACAACCUCCUAUUUCCAGUAUCCCCCACCAUGCUACUCCUACCAUGUUUGCCAAAUACAGCACUAUCACUCGUCUGCAGAAUGCUUCUCAGGCUGUAAGUCACCAAAAACCUCACCCUCAUAUCCAGCAGCAAGUGCCACCAGUCCCUCCAGUAUUCAAACCACAAUCAAACAAUAUUCCACCAGGGGCAAAUAUCCCACCUCCUCCUCCUCCACCUCCACCUGCCCCAAUGCCUCCACCGGGAUCAGCCAUGGCUGUUUUGAAGCUUGGUCCACCAGCCCCAGCAGCAGUUUUACAGUCAUCCCCUCUGCCCCCCUCACCACCACCACCACCACCUCCUCCUCCUCCCAUAAUCCCCAUGCAGUCACAACCUCUACCACCACCUCUUCUCAUUAAACCUACGCAGUCACAGCCUCUACCACCUCCUCCUCCCAUAAUGCCCAUGCAGUCACAACCUCUACCACCUCAUCCUCUCUUAAAACCUACGCAGUCACAGCUUCUACCACCACCACCACCUCCUCCUCUAAUGCCCAUGCAGUCACAACCAUUACCACCUCCUCCACCCAUAGUGCCAUUCCAAUCACACCCUUUACCACCUCCUCCACCCCCUCUCCAGGCUAAUGGCCUUCCCCCUCCUCCACCACUCUCUACAGUCCAGGCACCUUUCAAAGUCAAUGGACUCAAGCAGGUUCUUGCUCAAAAAUUUUCCAAUGUACCCCAGGACAUAUUUCCCCCAGCCAAUCAGACCCCCUUUCCCCCACCACCUGCACCUACACUCCCUCCUCAACAGCAUGUUGUUCCAGCUCCAAAUCCACCACCUCCACCAUCCCCAACACAGCUUCCAAUUCAAACAGCAAUUUUACCAAAAUCUUUCACUGGUGGAUUUCUAACCCAAACAGCACCCAAAACUUCCCAUGGCAUUUUUCCAGUAUCCCCAGUAGCUCCAUCACCUCAAGUUCCAGUGCCGCCACCUCCUCCUCCUCCUCCUCCUCCCCCUCCACCUCCAGCACCAUUGAAGAACCAACCCCCACCAACACUACCUAAGCAGCACAGCAUCUCUAAGACACUGCCCCUUACCAGCCAAACCUCAUCAGUGCCAUCCCUGGUUAAACAGAUUGCUAGCCAGUUUCCUCUUGCAUCUCCUGCAGUGGCCAAUCAAGCGGAGAGCCACAAAGCUCCCCAGUCCCCACCUGCAGUGAAGGCUAAACCAAAAUGGCAGCCUGUAGGUCAAGCCCAGCAGCAACAGCGGUCACCUGAGUUUCCACCACCUCCACCAGAGAAUACCCUUGCUUUUCCUUCUCCACCACCACCUCCUCUUGCUCCAGGUCCCAACACUCCUCUACCCCCUCCUCCUCCUCUGAUAUCAGGCCCUCCCCCUCCUCCUCCCCCUCCUCUUCUGAUGUCAGGCCCUGCCCCUCCUCCUCCAAUGUCUGGCCCUCCUCCUCCACCUCUGAUGUCAGGCCCUACCCCUCCCCCUCCACCUCUGAUGUCAGGCCCUACCCCUCCCCCUCCUCCUCCGAUGUCAGGCCCUACCCCUCCCCCUCCUCCUCCGAUGUCAGGCCCUACCCCUCCUCCACCGCCCCCUCCUCCUCCUCCGAUGUCAGGCCCUACCCCUCCCCCUCCUCCUCCAAUGUCAGGCCCUCUUCCACCUGCUCCUCCUCCUCCUCCUCUGAUGUCAGGCUCUCCUAUCAGAAAGUCCUCCUCUGGUUCAGCUGCAGGUGUCAAGAAACCUCCACCGACUCCUCAACGCAACCAUUACCAGGAGUCCUGCAGAAACUUGGUGAGCAAGUUUAACCCUAGUUCUGCUUCUUUAUCAACCUCCAGCAUCUCACACUCCAAAGAGCUUUCUACAGGUCCACGCACACCCCCCAAACCAGGGAAGCUCAAUCUGGCAAAUCUUCCUUUGGCUUUGCAGACCAAAUUUAAUCAGAACCGCCAAUCAACUGCAGACUUCCCAUCUCCUCCACCCCAAGAGAAUGAAUUCUUCCCUCCUCCCCCACUGGAAUCUGACCUCCCUCCACCACCGCCCCUUCCAGGUGAUCCAAAUGGUGUGUCUCCAAAAAUAGCUGUGGUCAAUCCACAACCCCAGCCUGCCUGGGGAAAGAGUUCCCUGAAGAAGUCGCAACCUCCAGCAUCACUUCGCUGUAACAACUCGAUUAGAGAGUCUCCACCCCUCUCACCACCUUCUAUACAAGCGGGCCCUAUUCGGCCAUCUUCUCCCAAAGGCACCACGCAACCCAACUUCUUGCAGGACCUAAACAAGACACUGAAACGCAAGUCUUCGCGAGUCUUGGGAGACAAAGUGGACCCUGUGGCCACAAUGGAUGACAUGGCUUUGCCACCACCUCCCCCUGAAGUUCUGCAUGACCAACAGAGGCACAGUGGGAGUGGCUUCAUGUCCGGGAAUAUCUCAGGCUAUGCAACACUACGGAGAGGGCCGCCUCCAGCCCCACCCAAGCGGGACCACAGCACCAAACUAACAAACUGAUACAACUUCAACUUUUCUUGGACUCUCUUUCUUGCUAAUUUCAUAUCUGUCAUAGUUGUAGAGGGGAAGCCAUCAUUUUGUUGAUUAUGCUCAGCUUGUUCUGUACAAAACGACUCUGUAAAGCUGAAACUUCUUGUGACUUUGUGACAAUGCAUCAGUUUCAGUUUCAAACAACUAAGUGAUUCCACUUCAACACCUUGAUACUGCAUGGAAGACAAAACUGCAUAAUAUAAAAUAAUCUUAUUGAUUUUUGGGAAGACAAAUGUUUUCAACUUUGGGGUUGGGUGGGAUUUUUAAUUUUGAGUUUAUAUUCUUUUUAUAUUAUUAUUUAAUAAUCUGAAGAGAUUUUGUUAUUUUACACUGCAUUUUUUAAAAUAAUUGUAUAGCUAUUUUUGUUUGAGGAUUAUUAGAUGUAUAGGUCGAUGUAGACUGUGUGGUUGGUUGAUAUAUUAGUUCGGCACGACGUUUACCAAUUGUAUGGCAGAUCCAGUGCUCAGUGGAUACAUCUAGCAUCUAUUCUGAUCACUAUUAUUCUUUGAGCCACUUUAAGUGCAUUUUAAAUGUAAUUGUCAAAAUUGUAACAUGAAGGAGGAGUUGUUCAGGGAGUUGCCUCAAUGUCUAGUUUUGUGAGACUGUGGAAUGUUUGCUUUUUUUUUUAAUGAGACCUGUUUUAAAAUGUUGAUAUUCUCACUUGCUGCAGUAUCUUUGUCUAGGUAAAACAAAUGACUGCCUUGCUGUUCCUUGUUAGACCUUACUUCCUCUGGUGAACGUUCAAGCUGACUUUUACAAAUUGUUCACCUAUGAAGAGAUGGACUUUUAAGUCAUGUGACUGAAUGACACAAUCAUUAUUCACAUAGUUUUAUCUUAUAUCCUGUAUUAUAACCUGUAUUAUUGGGUCAUGAAUACAGCCAUGCCUUAAAAGUUUCUAUAACAUGUGUAUCAAACAACCUAUCAAAAUAUUAUCACCUUACAAGAAAAGACCAUUUUAUUACAUAAAAGUUACAUUUUCCUGUUGAUUUGAUCAAAGGAUUCUGGCUGAUUUUCCCCAUUCAGACAUUAUAUGCAGCUUCAGAAUCUUACACUACCAAUCUAUAAUGGUUUUUAUAAGAGCCACAUGGCAUAUGUUCAAACUAGUAUGCAUAUUAUCUCAUGUCCACAUUUCUUUUUGAAGAAUUUGUUUAUUGAAUGUAUUUACAAUAUCAUGAAACUUUUCAGGCUGUUGAGAAGUGACUAAAUUAAGUUAAUAUUAAAUUAUUAUAGUAUCCGGUCUUGAUCCAUUUAAGGUCUAUGAACAUCAUGCUCUGCAUAUCUCUUUGCAAAAUGUGUAAUUUAAAAUGAAAUUAUACAUAUUGAUA
Messenger RNA from Pimephales promelas (fathead minnow), 6460 nucleotides. RefSeq names its product Ras association (RalGDS/AF-6) and pleckstrin homology domains 1b (gene raph1b). The record is from RefSeq and is a predicted model, not a curated record. Gene Ontology annotation, biological process: signal transduction. Gene Ontology annotation, cellular component: cytosol; plasma membrane. Lineage: Eukaryota; Metazoa; Chordata; Actinopteri; Cypriniformes; Leuciscidae.